This is a messenger RNA of Parnassius mnemosyne (clouded apollo), 474 nucleotides long. The record is from the annotation of a GenBank genome assembly. Lineage: Eukaryota; Metazoa; Arthropoda; Insecta; Lepidoptera; Papilionidae.
AUGGAGUUACAAUUUUAUUUGUUUUUGUUCACGUUUCCAUUGCUCUUGAGAUUGUCAUCGGGCAUGCAAUGCUACCGGUGUGACCCGGAGCGAACGUACGGCAACGAGGAUAUACUGUGUGAACACUUCGACCGUAGCGAGAGAUACAUCACCAACUGCGAACAUUCCACUAUGUGCUACAAGAGGGACACGUCUCUGGAUUUGGGGAACGGGUUGAGCACAACAACGACACAACGAGGCUGCGCUUUACAAACUAUGAGCGGAGACCAAGCAAAGAUUAACGGCAAAUGGCGACCAGUCAACACCAUCUACGAUGUGUACAAUGAGGGGUGCGCUGAGGACCCCAGUGAUAUCGAACGCGCUACAACAACAGUGUACUGCUAUUGCCGCGGUGAUCUGUGCAAUAGUGCCGGAAAACAUUAUGCUAAUCUAUACGUACUCUUAACAGUAAUAAUCGGUUUAUUUAUUAGUUAA